This is a messenger RNA of Chlorella variabilis, 417 nucleotides long. RefSeq lists its product as hypothetical. Bases 1 to 417 code for a protein of 138 amino acids. The record is from RefSeq and is a predicted model, not a curated record. The transcript has 2 exons. Lineage: Eukaryota; Viridiplantae; Chlorophyta; Trebouxiophyceae; Chlorellales; Chlorellaceae.
AUGGAGGCAGUCCGGCGGGAGGUGGUGGGGCAGCUGGAGGAGGCCAGCGAGCGGCUGGCGGAGGUCGCCCACGAGCUGGAUGUGGUGGUGGUGCAGGCGGCGCGGCAGGCGGGCAGCGCCGAGGAGGCGGAGCACCUCAAGCGCCAGGCCGCCACCGCGAUCGCUGACGUGGCGCGCAUGCUGCGGGCCGAGGGCCCCGCCGCCGCCAUCGCCGAGGAGAUUGUGGACGAUGAUCUGAGCAACCUGGAGGAGACCAGCAGAGCGGUGAUGCACCAUGAGGGGAGCGGCGGCGGCGGCGGCGGCGGUGGCAGCCCCCGCUCGGAUGCCGCAGCGGCGCCCGCGAGCCCCAGGUCGCCGCGGCCGGCGGCGCUGCCUGCGGGGGCCAGGCAUGAGGGUAGCGCGGAGCGGACGCUGUAG